CCAUCUCUUUUCACUAUGUGUACUGGAAAAUGUGCAAAAUUUAUUGGGAUUGCCUUGUUCCCUUUGUGUGUCAUCUCCAUCGUCGGCAAUGUGAUCCUGUUCUUUCCAGGGUGGGAGACUGAACCAAUAAGGAACCCCGGAAAAUACAUGACUCCAGAGGUUAUUUAUCUUGGAGGGAUUAUUGGAGGAGGUUUAAUGGUGCUCGUUCCAGCAAUCCAUAUUCAAGCCACUGGUCGAGAGGGCUGCUGCAACAACCGAUGUGGGAUGUUCCUGUCAAUCAUCUUUGCCGCUAUUGGAGUUGCUGGAUCUCUGUAUGCUUUCGUGAUAUCCGUGGUGGGCAUGGUAAAAGGACCUCAGUGCCAAUAUGUUUCGCUCAUAAGUGGGAUCCUCUGGGGAAGACCAUUUGACUCGGAGCUUGAAGAUUUCAACAUUGAGGAAAACUACCUGUUCCAUCAAGAACUGUGGAAUAAAUGCAUUUUUCCCAAAGAUGUGGUGCUGUUCAACAUCGUCCUCUUCUCAAUAGUCAUUGUCUCAAGUGGGAUCUCGCUGAUCCUGUGCACUGUCCAGGUGAUCAAUGGCCUGUUUGGAUGCCUCUGUGGAACCUGCCGAAAGAACGAGGCCUAA
Molecule: messenger RNA, 624 nt
Organism: Bufo bufo (common toad)
Lineage: Eukaryota; Metazoa; Chordata; Amphibia; Anura; Bufonidae
Product: transmembrane 4 L6 family member 4-like
Exons: 5
Coding region: 16-624 (202 amino acids)
Cellular component (GO): membrane
Source: RefSeq, a predicted model, not a curated record